Molecule: messenger RNA, 2220 nt
Organism: Tripterygium wilfordii
Lineage: Eukaryota; Viridiplantae; Streptophyta; Magnoliopsida; Celastrales; Celastraceae
Product: alpha/beta hydrolase domain-containing protein 17B-like
Exons: 5
Coding region: 537-1937 (466 amino acids)
Source: RefSeq, a predicted model, not a curated record
GAGAGAGAGUUUGUGAAAAUGUAUCCGCUCUUGAGAGUUGAGAGUGUGCAUUGAAACUAUUAACUGAACAGAUUUUUAUAUGUUUUAUUUAUUAGUUUAUUGACCUGAUAUCUGUACAAACUGACAGACAAUGAAGUCAUAUUGAACUCAGUUUUUGGAGUUAAGUCUCUAUAUUUCACUAGUGAAAGAGACGAGACGAGACUCUCUUUCUAUCUCUCUCUUCAGUCUCUAAUAUCUUGCUUGUUGCUCAGUGAUCUUGAAGCACAGUGCGUUGUGUGUCUCAUUUUCCAAACCCCUGCUUCUUCAUAACUUGCAAGAUCUCCUUUUUCUCUUCCUUUCCUUUCAUUAAACUCUGCAACAUUAAUCUUCGAGAAAUAACACUACCCACAAAAAAAAAUCCAAACUGAAACCAAGAUAAAAGUACACCAUUUUCCACUCCAAACAUAACCCACUUUCUCUGUUUCUCCAUAUGAACUCAAGUUUGUUCCUUUCUCGAUGAGUUGGGUUUUCUUCACUCUUCUUCUUGGGGGGGUUGAAUGGGUUGCAUGUUCUCUCAAUUAGCUUCAAAAUUUGCCUUCUUUCCUCCGUCCCCACCCACAUACCAGAUCAAGAAGCGUGAUAAUGGCAAGCUCACUGUGGUCUCCACUUCUUCAUCAUCUUCACUUCCCAUGCCUCUUGCUGAUGACAACUCGCUUGACGUGCUGUUGGUUGAUACAAAGAGGAACAACAAGAUUGUUGCCUUCUACUUGAGAAAUCCAUAUGCUCGCCUCACUGUGCUUUACUCUCAUGGGAAUGCUGCUGACCUUGGCCAGCUCUAUGAUCUCUUUGUGCAGCUUAAGGUCAACCUCAGAGUCAAUUUGAUAGGAUACGACUAUUCUGGUUAUGGGGCAUCUACUGGUAAGCCCAGUGAAUCCAAUACAUAUGCCGAUAUAGAGGCCAUUUAUCAGUGUCUACAGACUGAGUAUGGAGUUAGUCAGGAAGACUUGAUUUUGUAUGGGCAGUCAGUUGGCAGUGGACCCACAUUGCACCUUGCAGCUAAAUUGCCGAGGCUAAGAGGUGUGGUUCUGCAUAGUGGUAUCCUCUCUGGGCUUCGUGUGCUCUGCCAUGUGAAGUUCUCAUGUUGCUUUGACAUUUAUGAGAAUAUCAACAAGAUAAAGAAGGUGAAGUGUCCUGUGCUAGUAAUCCAUGGUACAGAAGACGAUGUUGUGAACUGGCUACAUGGAAAUGGAUUGUGGAAACUGGCGCGGGAGCCAUAUGAACCUUUGUGGAUUAAAGGUGGUGGGCACUGCAACUUGGAGCUAUUCCCGGAUUACAUCCGCCAUCUAUGCAGGUUUAUCCAUGAAAUGGAGAACAUCACAACCGAAAUCCGCCUCAAAAAGAUCAGGCAGACUCUCCAUCUCCCCAAGAGUUCUAAUAAUACACCUGCUGCUGUUGACCGGUGCUGUAGCUGUAGAAUCACUGCUGAUUAUUGCUGUAGUUGUAGAAUCAAAUGCUGGCGGCCCAAAUGCCCAGAAUGUUCAUUUCACAGUGGCUUCAAAUGCCCAUGUCGCCCCAAAUGCCCGGGAUGCUUGAUACCCAAUUGCUUAGGAUGUUGCUGGCGGCCCAAAUGCCUGGGAUGCUCGAUACCCAAUUGCAUAGGAUGUUGCUGGCGGCCCAAAUGCCCGGGAUGCUCGAUACCCAAUUGCAUAGGAUGUUGCUGGCGGCCCAAAUGCCCGGGAUGCUCGAUACCCAAUUGCAUAGGAUGUUGCUGGAGGCCCAAAUGCCUGGGAUGCUCGAUACCCAAUUGCAUAGGAUGUUGCUGGCGGCCCAAAUGCCUGGGAUGCUGGAUACCCAGUUGCAUAACAUGUUGUUUACUACCCAAAAGACUGAAAUGCUCAAGACCAAGUUGCCGGAUGAAUUGUUUUCAGUGGCGGUGCUGUGCAGGGACACAGUCAUAGUGUGAGGAAGGGAAAGCAGGAUGGCUGAUGGUGAGUACAGGAUUCACUAGCACCCCCUCUAAUCUUUGUGCAGUAGUGUACAAAAAAAAGGGGAAGUAGUCCUAUAAAUUAUUUGGAGGCAGCAUAAAUUGAAUUUUUGUUUGUUGAUUCUCUUUUCAUUCACGGACAAGCUGUAUGAUCAUGCGCCGGAAGGAUUCGGCGGGGUUAAAAUUAAACAAAACUUGCAUGUAAUUAAUGAACGUCCAGCAUAAGUAUCAUUGUCCUGCGCAUUAUGAUCCCUUGA